UUCGUUGUUUCUUGGAUUGUUGUUUUUGUUUUGUUUUCUAAUACUAAUCAACUACACGAUUGUUUUCAAGAAAUUAAUAUCGAGUGAGUUAUCUUCGUCUCUUUGGAAGCAUGCUCUUGGUUUUCAUUUUGGUGGAACUGUUUCAGAACGUGGAACUGACACUUCAGCCGCUCAGUACGGCGUUUGGGAAUAAGUUCUUGCUGACCUUGCCCAGAAUGAUCUCAUCAUCCAGCACUGCAACGUUCUUUUUGUAUUCACCUGUGAACAGCUCUGUAACAGUCUAUUUCUCAGUAUUGUCCCACAAUACGUCCUCCAACCUAACAGCCGUCAUAAAAGCAUCUCGUGUGACAAUAGUUCGACCCCACAGCAUAUACAACACUGACCUAGAUGUGGGAAAAAAGUUUACGUUUGCCUUGAAGGGGAACAAUACGUUUGGCAUGUCCGUGCAAAUCUGUCAGGGCGCCCAUUACCUGGACAUGUACACGGUCCUCCCUGUGGCCGCCUGGGGGAAGAAGUACAUCGUGGUAACGCUGAGACAGAAUCCGACACUACAAAUCAUUAACUCUAUGGCUAAGAACGAGAUUACGCUGACGUUUAAAAAGCACAUAAUAGAAGAGAUACAAUAUUUUACUCCGGGCGUAGGAUAUUUCCUAAACCUGUUGCUGAGGUCUUUCCAGUCGUACAGUAUAUCCAAGUGUGAUGACAAACUCGAGUCUAUGACUGGUACAAUUAUUGAAUCUAAUUUUCCCGUUGGAGUCAUCACAGGCAGCUGCUUGUCAGAUACCGAGUUUCUGAUUUGCAAUACUUCAAAGGUUGUAAAAGGCAAAAAAGGAACUUUAAAUACUGCAUCAGGCAAGUACUGA
Biomphalaria glabrata is the source of this 863-nucleotide messenger RNA. RefSeq lists its product as uncharacterized. The coding region runs from base 111 to 863 and encodes 250 amino acids. The transcript is spliced from 8 exons. Lineage: Eukaryota; Metazoa; Mollusca; Gastropoda; Planorbidae. The record is from RefSeq and is a predicted model, not a curated record.